AAAAAAAUCUUUUAAAACCAUAUUUAAUUAAUUAAAAUUAAUUGUAAAUCAAACAGUGUAAAUAUAAUAAUAAUGUCUGAAGACACGACUGUCUUGACGAACGAGGAGAAAAUUAAAAUAGAACCACCAGAAGUCGUUAAGUGUGAAAUUGGGGAUGAAUUGGGGGGCCUUGAUGAUGUUGUUGAGUCUGAGUCGUGUCCAGAGGAUGAUGAUACAUGUCUGGAGAAUUUUAUAGACUGCGAAGUCACUUUAGAAGAAGAUGUCAAUCAGGAGGGAAUCCAGACACCUGCUUAUGUGUGUGAGAUAUGUAAUAAACCAUUCAUAAGGUUGCAUAAUUUAGAAAAACAUAUAACACUUCAUAAUCGUGAAUGCACAUAUUGUUCAGAGACUUUUCAGGACUUAGGUCGUUUAAAAAUACAUCUCAGAACUCAUACCGGUGAAAAAGGAUACCAAUGCAACCUAUGCAGCCGAGAAUUUAAUCGACUGAAUCAUUUGAAGCAACACAUGCUUAUUCACAGUGGAGUACGCCCUUACAGAUGUGAAAUCUGCGAUAAAGGAUUCCUACGUCCACAUCAUUUAACUACUCACAUGUAUAUUCACACCGAAGAGAACAAACCUUACAAAUGUGAAAUAUGCUUAAAGGCUUUCACACAAUUAGAGUAUAUGGAAACCCACAAGCUUACCCACAAUAAAAAUUUUGCUUGUGAAAUAUGUAAUAGAAUAUUCGAUAAAUCAAGCCGCCUAAAAAGACAUAUGUCUACCCACACUGGAGAGCGUCCUUAUGAAUGUCCGUUAUGCGAAAGCACUUUCAACCAAUCAGGCACUUUGAAAAGACACAUGAGCAUCCAUUCCGGAGAACGCCCUUUCAGCUGUGAAACAUGCAGUAAAGCAUUUAGAACAAAAGUAAUGUUAAAUGCUCAUGAGAAGACCCAUUCUGAAGAGCGCCCUUUUAAAUGUGAAAUCUGCAGUAAAACGUUCACUCAAGCAACUUAUUUAAAAGGACACUUGGCAGUGCACAACAAAGUAAAAUGUCAUAAAUGUGCUAAGUGUAAUAAAAUAUAUAAGUCGGAAAAAACAUUGAGUCGACAUGAAUUAUUGGCUCAUGCUGCAAAGUGAGAUUUAGCAAAGAAAGUGAAAAUUUGAAGUAAUCUAUAGUUUUAUUAAUAAUAAAACCUAAAUGAAAAUAA
Messenger RNA from Ctenocephalides felis (cat flea), 1187 nucleotides. Its product is annotated as zinc finger protein 525-like. Gene Ontology annotation, biological process: regulation of transcription by RNA polymerase II. The transcript has a single exon. The record is from RefSeq and is a predicted model, not a curated record. NCBI's taxonomy places the organism in Eukaryota, Metazoa, Arthropoda, Insecta, Siphonaptera, Pulicidae. The coding region runs from base 73 to 1116 and encodes 347 amino acids. Gene Ontology annotation, molecular function: RNA polymerase II cis-regulatory region sequence-specific DNA binding; DNA-binding transcription factor activity, RNA polymerase II-specific. Gene Ontology annotation, cellular component: nucleus.